AGCCGCUGGGGACCUGAACAAGUCCAUGCAACAUUUUCCAGAAAGUUGCAGGGAUGAAGGUUCUGCCCCUCGCUGUCUUCUUCCUGCUCGUUGCAGUGAACCAAGCCAGAGUCUUUGGGAAAUGCGAACUGGCCAGGAUCUUCAAACAGCACGGACUGGAUGGGUAUGCAGGAUACACCCUGGGCAGCUGGAUCUGCCUAGCUUACUAUGAAAGUGGAUACAACAGCCAGAGUGUGGGGCCUCAAAACAGCGAUGGCAGCCGUGACUACGGGAUUUUCCGGAUUAACAGCCGCUGGUGGUGUUCCAAUGGCGAGGGCAAAACAUCAAAUGGCUGCCGUACCUCCUGCAGCAAUUUCACAGAUGAUGAUCUCACUGAUGAUAUCACAUGUGCCAAAAGAAUUGUUCGUGACCCCAGUGGUUACGUUUCCUGGGUUGGUUGGAAGUACCACUGCAGAGGAACAGAUCUCUCCAAGUGGACCUCUGGCUGUGAACUCUGAGUUUGGGGUCUCUGAAUAAAAAGUGUCACGAUCGCCA
Messenger RNA from Eublepharis macularius, 534 nucleotides. RefSeq names its product lysozyme C, milk isozyme-like. Gene Ontology annotation, molecular function: lysozyme activity. Lineage: Eukaryota; Metazoa; Chordata; Lepidosauria; Squamata; Eublepharidae. The record is from RefSeq and is a predicted model, not a curated record. Bases 54 to 497 code for a protein of 147 amino acids. The transcript has 4 exons.